This is a messenger RNA of Papilio xuthus (Asian swallowtail), 1454 nucleotides long. RefSeq lists its product as uncharacterized. The coding region runs from base 66 to 1439 and encodes 457 amino acids. The transcript is spliced from 10 exons. NCBI's taxonomy places the organism in Eukaryota, Metazoa, Arthropoda, Insecta, Lepidoptera, Papilionidae. The record is from RefSeq and is a predicted model, not a curated record.
GUAAUUGAUCGUUAACACUUUUGUUUUUUAUAUAAUGUUUAUGUAUUUCCUAUGUAUUGCCGACAAUGGUUGUGCGUAGCGUCGUUUGGAUUUUAAGUUUUUUAUUUAUACAUAUCUUUUAUAAAUCGUACGCAUACAAUGUUAGAAAUCACCCGUGUUGUCAAGAGCCAAGUGAGAACCUCACUUUGGGGAUGAUUAUCGAUGCUUACGAAAUCUAUGGCCAUGAUCCUACAGAUAAGCUGGACUUCCUCGUACAUUACCAGAUAGAAAUGAUGAAGAUUAAACGCGCACGUGAUCAGUAUUUCAUCAAUGAAUACAUUCACAUCGCUACUGACCACUUGGGCAGGUUUAUUACUCUACAUAUUAAGGAAUUAAAGGUAUUACUGAUAGCUCUUGAGGACGCAAUAGACAAUAUGUUAACAAUGUAUGAUAACCAUAACGCUAUUAAAUCGGAGAGGGUGGCCACAUAUAACACGGGAUCCGGUGGCGCGGUGCCUACCGAGUUUUAUUUGAGUCAAGAGUUCUAUUGUGGUAAAAACGUUUAUCUAUUCGUAUCGGAGUUGUACAGUGAUAUUUACAAUAUGGGCCGAGGUCCUGCGCCAUAUUGUAAAAGUCGGGGCUUCCAUUUCCUCGGCUUUGUCCAUUAUAUGGAUGAAAACAGAUAUUUCUUAGAAGAAGACCCGAAUAUUGUAUUCCAAAUGGACAAUUAUAUUCACGGUUUAGAAUGUCAUUUGGGUAUGUGUAUAUUUAGAUUUCCUUUUAAAAAGAAUCUGCAGCACGUCAGAGACGUGUCGACGCUACCGAAGGCGAUUGUCAAAUGCGGCACUGACAUGUACAAGCUUCCCCCACUCACCGCCGCAUCGUGCGUCAUCACAUCCGGUUCCUUUAUACUUGACUUCAAUAUACAAGGAAUACGGUUCCGGCAUUACGAUUAUUUAUUGAUAAUGCCCAACGGACAUACAUAUUACACUAAAGAGAAGUUUUCUCCAUUAGUCUGUGACCAUCAUGUCUGUGAGUGGAACAAUACAAACUUCUAUGGAGGUCCAUUCAUAAUCCCCGGUGACCCGGGCACCGGCCUGUCCCCUAUUCCACCUUUCAUCGAGCAAACGACGGAAUACUUUCAACAGACCACAACAACUCCUAAUGAAUUCAAUCCAAAUAUAACAUACACAUUGGAUGGUUGUUGGUUCAUGUUUCCACCUAACUAUGGCUCGAUCGCCGGCAUCAGUUACCUCGACCCGCUCUCUAUAAAUGAAUAUCGCUACACAUGCCAAGGUGCUGGGACUAAUAAGGGUCUGUACUGGUAUCCGCAAUGGAUGGGCGCACCACCACACCAUCCAUACCCACAAUCAGAUGACGCGCCGGCAGACAUGCCUCAAGGCAUCGCUGGCUCGUACUACCCGCAUUUACAACACGUACCACCAAAUAUUCCAGUCUAAUAAAAUGUUAAAAAC